Messenger RNA from Vanessa atalanta (red admiral), 3905 nucleotides. RefSeq names its product transcription initiation factor IIB (gene TfIIB). Gene Ontology annotation, cellular component: nucleus; transcription preinitiation complex. Gene Ontology annotation, molecular function: TBP-class protein binding; RNA polymerase II general transcription initiation factor activity. The coding region runs from base 23 to 970 and encodes 315 amino acids. The record is from RefSeq and is a predicted model, not a curated record. Lineage: Eukaryota; Metazoa; Arthropoda; Insecta; Lepidoptera; Nymphalidae. Gene Ontology annotation, biological process: transcription preinitiation complex assembly; transcription initiation at RNA polymerase II promoter. The transcript has 5 exons.
UGUAUGUUGCAACUUGACAAUCAUGGCGAGCACGUCGAGAAUGGAAGCGAAUAAGGUGGUGUGUUAUGCUCAUCCCGAUGCUCCGCUCAUUGAGGAUUAUAGAGCGGGUGACAUGAUAUGUUCAGAAUGCGGCCUCGUUGUUGGCGACAGAGUUAUUGACGUAGGAUCUGAAUGGCGUACAUUCAGUAAUGAGAAGUCAGGAGUUGACCCAUCUCGUGUUGGUGGUCCAGAGAACCCACUUCUGUCUGGAGGUGAUCUUUCCACUAUAAUUGGUCCUGGACGAGGAGAUGCAUCUUUCGAUAGCUUUGGAGUAUCGAAAUACCAAAACAGACGAAACAUCAGCAGUACUGACAGAGCUCUCAUUAAUGCCUUCAGAGAAAUAAACACGAUGGCUGAUCGUAUCAACUUACCAAAAACAAUUGUCGACAGAGCAAACAAUUUAUUUAAACAGGUUCAUGACGGUAAAAACUUGAAGGGUAGAGCGAAUGAUGCAAUAGCAUCUGCUUGUUUAUACAUUGCAUGUCGGCAAGAGGGUGUACCGCGUACUUUUAAGGAAAUUUGCGCUGUCAGUAAGAUCAGUAAGAAAGAAAUUGGUAGAUGUUUCAAACUCAUCCUUAAGGCAUUGGAAACAUCAGUCGACUUGAUCACGACCGCAGAUUUCAUGUCUCGUUUCUGUUCAAAUUUGGCACUGCCGAACUCAGUACAAAGAGCCGCAACACAUAUUGCGAGGAAAGCUGGGGAAUUGGAUAUUGUAUCUGGAAGGAGUCCCAUUUCGGUUGCCGCCGCCGCUAUAUAUAUGGCUUCACAGGCGUCAGCAGAUAAACGCAGUCAGAAAGAGAUUGGUGAUAUUGCUGGUGUAGCAGAUGUUACAAUCAGGCAGUCGUACAAGCUGAUGUAUCCAUUUGCAGCGAAAUUGUUCCCAGAAGACUUCAACUUCGCAACACCCAUCGAGUUCCUGCCGCAGAUGUAAAUGUGUUAAGUGUUAAUUGUAUACAGUGGAAUCAAUAUAUGGUGAGUUUGAUAUAAAGUAGUAAUAAGUUGAAAGUAAUAGUUUUCAUAUGUUAAAUUGCUAUACAUAGCAUUAUAAGUUUGCUACAAAAUUAAAUGGAUGUUAUAUAAUUAUUAUUGUAUAAAUAUAUAAUAUAACAGUUAGUUAAAUUCGAAAUUUAUUAUAUGAUAUCAAGAAACUAACUUGAAAUUUAUAAGAAUCAAUACUUUAGCUGUAUUUAUUAUUGAUGAUAAAAACUGCAUUUGACUACCGAUGUUCACAGACUAUUGGGAUCUGAUAUUUAUAUCAGAUAUGAUAACUUUGAACCCACCCAGGUGGGUUGCACAAAGCACUGCCACAUAUCACGGAUUUUAAUUUUUUCAUUAUAUAAAAUGAUUUAAAAUCAUUUGUUUCGAGUUACAUUGACUUCAUUGGCAUAAUAUUGACGGCAAUAAUACAUUUAUAUAACAAUAAAUAUGGUGGAAAAAAUUCAGUUGUAACUUUGUUUAUUGUGUGAGAUCCCAGUACAAUAUGAACAGUAAGAAAGUGAAUGAUAUCUGUCACUUUUCCAAAUAACUAUUAUGACCAAGCUAAUAUGUGAUGACUUAAAUAGACUGAAAUUUAACAUUUAAUUUGACAUUUUGUUACUGUUAGUAGAAAAGGUUUUAUGUGAAAAUUGUGUAUUAAGCAGGAGAUUAUGAAAACUCAUUUGUGUGUAUUCAUAUUUUUUUCUUUUGUAUUAUUAAAUUGCAACUCAAUUUUCACACACAAUCUUUUUCACUGACAUAGUUAAGCCGUUUCGUAAAUGUUUUUCUUUCUGACCGGUUAUAAAAAACAGUAAUUAUUUAAGCUCUUACUCCUACACAAUGAAAAUAAAACUUUCUUAAUAAAUAAUAGAGGUAAGAUUGUUUUAAAUACCAUUAAAUAUAAUUUAACUUAGAAAUAAUUUAUGUGUAGAAUAAUUCAUUGUAUAGAUGGGAAAAGAUCAGUAUCAAUGUAAUAUAAUAUUUUUGAUCCACUCGUUUUUCAUUAUAUGUACAGUUAUGAAAAAAAGAUUAUAAAGAACUUCAUUUUUCUCAAAUUUUGAGAGUUUGUUGGACACAGUCACGAGUAAGACAUUUUGUUUGCUCAUCAAUAAGUACAAGAAUAAAUGAAACUAAUUGCUUUGAAAUCUGGUGAUUUGGCUCGUUUAUAAUAAUACACUUAUUAAAUAUUUACUCGUGCAUGCAAGUCAUAAUUAUCUUUAACAAUUGUAGAACAAAGAUAUUAUUAGAUUUUAUCGUUGCAAAAAUGUAGUUAUUUUAAUAAUUAUCUAAUUUAUAUCAAGAUCGAUAGAGAUAUAAUAUGUAGUUUUUUAUUUAGUGCUCAAUAUGUUUGUAUACUUGCGGACACUAAUAUAAUUCAAGACCAGUAUUUUUAAAUACAUGUGCCGAGUAUGAGGAUGUAUAAAUACCAAUAGAAGCAGUAUAAUUAGUACUACUAGCUUUUUCAGCGCUCAAUUAGCAAAUAACUUCCCACGAGUAUUUCCCGCCAGUACUAGGGUGCCCCAUUUAAAAUUAUUUAUCUUUUCUUACCAGUACUAGAGUGACAUACUUUGAUAUUUAGAACCUGGUAAAGUUAAAAUGUCUCAUUCCAAGUUCGAUUGUAUUUGACCCACACAAAGACCUACAUAGGUGAAGUUAAAUAAAACAUAGUACAUUGGUUUUGUGAAAACAAUAAUUCUUUCAUUUGUUCUACUAAUUAUGAUGAGUUAUAAUUAAUAAUAACAGUUAAAAAAGCUAAUAUGUAUCUGAAUAUAUUAUUUUUGUCUUAAAGAGAGUUAAGUUUUGAUAAUGAAAAUGUAUGAAUUUGGUCAUUUAAAAGUGUAAAGGUUUCGCCCUUCUUUUAUAAUUAUCUUGUAUUUCGAAAAAACUCCUUUAUAUGAAAAUUAACUGAUUGUAAUAAAAGCUAUCUUCAAAAGAUUUCUUAACUGACAUCUUAUUAUGAAAAUAAUAAUUUUCAAUAAUAAUAAGACAGACAUUUUAAACAUUUCGUUCGUUACCAGGGCUGCCUGUCCCGCACGUAAAGUGGCAGAGCAACGAGCUUGUAUUCAUAUCUACUGAAAAUGAUCGUAUCUUUUUAUUACUCAAAUCGUAUUGAAACACGCGGCUUUAACUAUAAAUGUUUGGGGAGAUGACUUAAAGAAUACUUUGAUGUCUUUUGAAUUACAAAGAGAAAAAUAACGUUUUUAACUAAAAUUCCGUCGAACAACUUUUAUAAGUAAGAUCGUUAUGUUUUGGAACUAUUAUUACGAAUUACGAUUAUAUUCUCAUUAUUUCUAUUGCUUAUGUACGGGACUCAAUAAAAACGAUCUGAAGGUCUGAAUAUGUUCACAGAUAACAUAUGGAAUAAUAAUAUGUUUAUUUCAACUAUGUUAUUAGAUAUGAAUCCAAGUUUAUACAUAGUUUAGUUCUUCAUAUGACACAGAAACGCUGUACAUAAUUUCAGCUUUCUAUUGACGUUUAAAUGGCGGGAAAAUAUCACAUUGGACGCCAUAUGCAUUUUCUUCUGUUUUCUGUGUACAUUUUUAAUAUUUGGAUUAUCUGAUCUGAAUCAAUAUUUAUUUAUAGGUAUGUACAAAAACCGAUUAAAAUUAAACUCAUAAUUUAUUUAUUAUUCAUUUUUAUUCUUUGUCAGCUAUCAUUGUGAAAGUUAUUUACGUAUGAAAGAGACAAAGUGUUUUUUUAUGUAUAACUUUAAAAUCAUUUAUUCCAUAAAACACUUUUUGAAAUAGUAAUUAAAUAAAUAUCUAAAGAAAAGACAUUCAAUAAAUAUCAAUUAAUUCUUGUUUUACAAAUUAUUAUAUAAAAGUAUGUCAGUACGAUAAAUGGUAUGUGUGAGAUCUUGUUUGUAAUUUUAGAUUAAGUAUUUACACUGA